Messenger RNA from Postia placenta MAD-698-R-SB12, 966 nucleotides. RefSeq lists its product as hypothetical. The record is from RefSeq and is a predicted model, not a curated record. Lineage: Eukaryota; Fungi; Basidiomycota; Agaricomycetes; Polyporales; Adustoporiaceae. The transcript has 3 exons. The coding region runs from base 1 to 909 and encodes 302 amino acids.
AUGCCCGCCACGUCUGAACAUGUCCCAGCCGCGCGCAAUGCCGCUGCCCUUGCAGCAUUACGCCGGCGGGGACAACCGGCACCCACGCCUACCUCCUCGUCUGUGACAGGCGCGCCCGGCGAUCCGGUUGCUACACCGAGCCCGACAACGACAUCUGUACAGGGUUCUCCCGCUCCGAGCGAAGGCGAGGGAGGGCGAUCGUCGUCGUCUCAGCCAGGCGCCAACGAUGUGACGCGACCUCAGAUCCCAUCCCUGAUCCCACUCUGCGACAUGGCGCACGCGGGACCUUCCAUGCGACCACCCGCGUACGUGCAGCCGUACCCCUCUUUCCAAGCGCAUUACACGCCGUAUUUCCGUAAUCCGGCCCAGCAGACCCGCCCGCCACAGGGGUCAUCACAGCAGCAGCCGGGAAGCUCCAGGGUGGCAUCGCAAUCUGGCCAAUCUCAGCCUAGCGCGCCCCGCUAUCCACGUACAGCUGCAUCCGCGUCUGCCACCCGCACGCAACUCGCACAGCUGCCGCCCACGUUGACAGACGAGCAGCUCGCGCGUCUGGACCGCUUGACUCGCGACGCGAUCGACGAGCGCUUGCGCGUUCUAGAGGGCGUUUCGGGUGCAGUACAUCGGUGUAUUGAAGAGCUGACUCGGCUCCGUAGCGUCCUGCCAGCAUCUGCCACUUUGGGAUCGAUGCAGGGGCAGGGCCAGGAACGUGUAGCACCUGGUGCCGCAGCGGCCACGCCGUCUCUGCCUGUCGCAGAUCCAGCCUUAACAGCGGGCUCGCUCGCGUCAGCGCUCGUUUCCGGCUCAGGCGAGUCCGCAGAUCGCGGUGAUGCACUUGCAGGGGCGGAGAUUACUUCACGUUCUAUUGUUCAGUCUGAACAAGAAGUGUCCGAAGGCACUGUGGAGCAGUAAUGUUUCACGAGUUGGGGUCUUGUACUAUUAUAAGAAGGUCAUUAUGUGUACGUUGUG